Messenger RNA from Caretta caretta (loggerhead turtle), 4940 nucleotides. RefSeq names its product solute carrier family 10 member 1 (gene SLC10A1). Gene Ontology annotation, cellular component: membrane. Gene Ontology annotation, molecular function: bile acid:sodium symporter activity. The record is from RefSeq and is a predicted model, not a curated record. Lineage: Eukaryota; Metazoa; Chordata; Testudines; Cheloniidae. Gene Ontology annotation, biological process: bile acid and bile salt transport.
CCUGUGCCAACCAUUAGUGAAGAUUCUCAUUAAAUUCUACCUUACCUAUGGCGCCCUCCUUCCCCUAAACUGAUUGGGGCUGCCUACACAACACUCAACAGCUGUUGCUGCUCCAGUUACUCCUUCCUUCCCUUGUGACGUCCUGCCUAUUAGAAGCAUUUUCAAAUCAACACUAGAGAGAGAAACAGGAAAGAAAGGCUCCUACAUUCCUUCCAGCUUUCAAUCAUGUCUCCAGAGCAAUUGGGCUGGAAAGUUGCUCACUGGUGAGCUCCGCUAUGAAUAGAAGCAAUGAAUAAAUUACUGCAGCUGACAAAUUAGGGCUUCUCCAGCAAGAGGGAAGGAGGGUUCACAGAGAAAGCAGUGCAGUGAAAAUCCAUUCCCCAACCCUGUGCCCAGGAGAAAAAGAUCCAACCUGCACAGGCUGCCUCUGGACACAUCGCCAUCCAGAAGAUUCCAGUUUUGGUCUUCUAGGAGAUACUAUCAUACUCUGCAAGCACAGGACCAGGCUUUGUCAGAUGGGGAAGGGAUUUUCUUGAAUCAUGAUGGCUAAAGGGCCUUCUGAGUUUUAUUGCUUGGAGAACUCCGCCAGGAAUGGAUCAUCAAGUAGCAUGUAAACCCUUUGAAAAGUGCAAAGACAAUAUCCACCUUCUGAAGCAGCAGUCUAAGGGCUAACGGCUUUUGAACUAGCUUCCUUCUUCACUUUGCCAACCACAUCAGGAAGAAGGGAUGGCUAAGCUCAUAGUGACAAUGAACACCACCAGAGGAGCCUAUGGGAGCCCCAAAUCCUGGAACCCAGAGCACACCGAGAAUGCCUCCCUGCCCAACUUUACACUGCCUUUCACGUUUCACCAACGGGCCACUGACCAAGCGCUGAAUGGAAUCCUCAUUGCUGUCCUGGGCAUUGUCAUGGUGUCACUGGGGUGCACCAUGCAGCUCUCCAAGAUCAAGACUCACUUCUGGAAACCUAAAGGGGUGGCCAUUGCUGUGGUAGCUCAGUAUGGCAUAAUGCCUCUGACAGCGUUUGCCCUGGGAAAGCUUUUCCAUUUGGGCCCUAUUGAGUCUCUGGCUGUGCUCAUCUGUGGCUGCUGUCCAGGUGGAAACCUCUCAAACAUUUUUAGUCUGGCAGCAAAAGGAGAUAUGAACCUGAGCAUUGUGAUGACCACAUGCUCAACGCUCCUGGCACUUGGGCUGAUGCCUCUUCUCCUGUAUCUUUACUCAAGAGGGCUGUACCAGGGCAACCUAGAGGGCAAAGUGCCUUACAAGGGAAUAGUCAUCUCUUUGGCCAUGAUGCUCAUUCCCUGCACCAUUGGCAUCUUCCUGAAUGAGAAGAAGCCACAGUAUGCUCGCCUCAUCAUCAAGGCAGGGAUGAUUGUGCUGCUUGUAUCAUCUGUUCCAAUAAUCGCUCUGUUUGUGACAAGUGUUGGAAACAGUAUUUUGAUCAUCUUCUCGCCACCCCUACUGGGAACAUCUGCCUUGAUGCCUUUUAUUGGUUUCCUGCUUGGCUACAUGCUAUCUUCAUUUUUCAAGCUCAAUGACAGGUGCAGGCGGACAGUCUGCAUGGAGACUGGUUGCCAGAAUGUGCAGCUCUGCUCUACCAUCCUCAAAGUGGCCUUUGCCCCUGAUGUCAUUGGACCCCUUUUCUUCUUCCCUUUCCUGUACAUGGUAUUUCAGCUUGGAGAGGGCUUUCUCCUGAUACUGGCCUUCAGGGUUCAUGAAAAACUAAAGAAACCAAACGAUACAGCAAAGAUGAUCUACACAGCUGUGGAUGAUCUUGCACAAGAAACAAAGCCACCCAGGCCCCUAAGAAACACCAGCAAAAUAGGGGGAUACUACAGAAGCUCCACACCUCAGAUACACCCACCAAUGGUCCAGGUUAUAUCUUCUGCACCUGGUUUGCUGAACUCCAGCAGUUUUGCAUGAAAUGUUGAUUUUAAAACAAAGGAGUGAGCAGAUCUUCUCACAGGCCCACUUCUACCCCCACUGGACGUUCUCCAGAAAGGGCACCAAGCACCACAGGCUAUAGUUUGAGACUCAUUGGACUAACCAAUUUUUGGUCAUCUACAAAACAUUCAUAUUUUGGCUGAUGAUGAAAUGGUGCAGUCCAUCCCAGUGAGCUCUCUCCCAGUUUCCCACGAGCUCUGUGCCAGACACCUUGGAACUAACAGCAUGACAGCUUAUUAUUGAUUGCUACCAUUAAUGAAGCCAGACCCAUUCUUUUGAGUUGUUUUUCUGGGCACAUAGUUUUGCUGGCAAGUGUUAGAGGGGGAGGCAAAAGCCUUUCAGAAGUUCAAGCUAAUUUCUCUCAUUAGAAUCUAAAAGGUAUCCUGGAAUUUUCUCAUAACAGGAUUGACAAAUGAAAAGUGACCACAUGUACAGUUUAGGAGUCCUUUACUAUCAAUCACAGGCACUCCCCUUUACCCCAGCAGUUUUGUACAUCUAAAGUCCCCAAACCAUAGGCCUUAAAGCCCCAAAACAUGACCUGCAGCCAACCUUAGCUUGUCUAUAAUUUAACAUGGGGAGGUUUCUAAGAUACUUAUAAGGCUGACCCUAGUGUCUGACUGCCUCAUACACUUAAGAGCUAUUAUCCACAUCUUAUAAAUGGAGAACCGAGGCACACAGAGGCUCUGACUUGCCCAAAAUCACAGAGUAAGAAACUGAACCUGGGUCUGCCUCAUCCCAAGCUAGUACCCUAACCGCUGGACUGGUCUGCCCAAGGACAAGACCACCUGUCCUGAAGCGCCGUGCUUUAUAGAAACACUCCCAACAUCUGAAGGAAUAAUACUGAACACUCUGAAAGCAUCAUAUAAGCAUUAACUAAGCCACAAGGCCAGUCAGUAACAAAGCAGCAUUAGAACUCAGAAGCUCCAGGCUCCCAGUUCUGUGCUCACACCAGUGGUUCACCGUACCUCAGAGUAAAAUAAUUUAAGAACAUUGAGCAUAUUAAAAAACCACUAUUCAAUAAAGCCACAAACUUUUGACUUACAAUUGCUGUAGUUUUGCUACAUUAUGUAAAUUAGAUGUAGGCCUUAGGCUCCUGGCAAGAGGCCAAGUCAUUGGUGAUGCAAAGAUGAGAACUCUUUUUGCACACUUAGUGCGAUUCAGACCCCAUUGAAGUGAAUCAGAGCCUUUCCACUGAUUUCCAUUAUGCUGGUACCCAUCAUGGUCGUAAAGCUCUUUAGAAACAAGUAUCUUUAGCCACUGACCAUUUAUUCAAUGGCUGUCUCACCUGCAUUCCAAAGACCUUUAUCCCUUACACUGCUGGAUAAAGCUUUCCAAAAUGCAGCAAUUGCAUAUGGGUAAUGUUCCUUUAAUAGCUAGAAUAUCCUCAGAUGCAGAGUUUAAAGAUUUCACUGUAAGUCUGCCAACCCCCACCGUUCAAAACCCCUCCCACAAAGCGUGGGAUUGCCUUAAAAUAUGGUCGUUUUUCAAACCUGUUUUUCAGCAGCACCAUCCCCUCUACAUUGUCCCGGCCUCUACUUAGCUCCUACAUGACGUCUCAUGGUGGGCCACCAUCUUCCUUGAGGGCAGACUGAUUUCAGCCCCUUGGAAAGUGUUUCCUGUCUUCACUGGUAGCAGCCUGACUGUGACCAGCUGGGUCUUUAGCACCACUCACAUUAGCAGCGGCCAUAUUAGUGAAGAAAUAAGCUUCAUAGAAGCAAAAACAGAAUCAGUCAGGAAAACCUUUAUAAAACACUACAUAUACUUUAGGAGCAGAGGCAUAAUGAGGCCUGACAGAAGCCUGCUGUGGAUUUUAAGAGUCUGUUCUGUUAACAUAACAGUGUAAGCAUAAGUAGAACUAUGUAUGUGUAAGUGUAAAAAAUUGCAGUGUAAUCAUGUUUGCAAGACCAAGAAAAAAGUGACUAAAAAGCUAGAAGGCCAGUUUGAACUAACACUAAACCUGUACCGAGAGGAAGAAAGUUAACAUGGAAAUGAGAAACUAAUACAUAUGCAUAAGAGGUAACAAGCUUAUGUAACAAAAGGCAGUUUAAAGCUGUAUAGUCUAGUGCUGGAAGCAACCGAUCAGGUCAUCUGACUGAGCUUCUCAUUUGUAAUUGACUGCUACUUGCUGAGCGUUUGCCUUAAUAAAGAUUAGACUUACCUGCCAAGUGACUCCAAAGCCAACAAUAUAUUGCAAGACUUGAAAUAACAUUGUGAAUUGGUAAUACUAUCCUUGGAAGAAGAUGCACAUGCCCACCACUUGUACCCCAAACACAAAGCCAACCAAAAUUGAUAAUUUAAAGGGACAGGGCAUUUUCAGUGCCAAAUAUCCAACUCCUUGCAACAAGAACGAAGCGUACUUAAGGUAUCACUUGUUUUAAAGCAUAAGGCAAGUCCUGCUUUUGCACAGACCAGAAUCUUAACUGCAACAAAUCUGUAACCACCAAGAACGGUCACUGACCUGUGGACACAUAAAAUAGCAAUGGUAGCAAUGACAGAACUCUGAUCCAGAACCUACAACUGGAACUGGUUAGCAGUACAUAGCCUCUAUUACAUGCAAUUGAGCAGUUAGGACAAGUUGCAUACAACCAUUUACCAGAACAUUAUUUCCCCAGAACGUCCUAUAUUGUUAUGACUGCACCCCAAGAGAUGAUCCAUAACUACCUGCCAUUAUUUCUAGUAUUGGGCACUCUGAUAAUUGUUAGAAAACAAAAAUUCACAAAUCACUUGAGUUUAAAGCAGACUUCAGCCUACUUGGCAAGUUGUCAAGUUACUACAGCUUUCUAGGCCAUGCCAAAGUGCUCUGCUACUGCUGAGACCCUAACCCACAAUGAAAUAUUACCCAGAGAUUUCAUGUCAGCUAACAAUCUCAGGUUUUAUGAAAUCUACAGUGCUCUGGAAAAGGCUCCCAGUUUCUUAUCAAUACCACUCACGUCCUCAGUGAGCUCCACCUCCCUAUCCUAAAACAAGGCCCCCGACUACCUCAAGAACCACUCUUGCUU